Molecule: messenger RNA, 1233 nt
Organism: Andrographis paniculata
Lineage: Eukaryota; Viridiplantae; Streptophyta; Magnoliopsida; Lamiales; Acanthaceae
Product: peroxidase 55
Exons: 3
Coding region: 36-1013 (325 amino acids)
Biological process (GO): response to oxidative stress; hydrogen peroxide catabolic process
Molecular function (GO): peroxidase activity; heme binding
Source: RefSeq, a predicted model, not a curated record
AAGGAUCCUCCAUUGAUGAUCUGCAGUAGUAAUUAAUGGAUAAGCUCCGCGGCCUCUGCCUCUGCGUCUGCGUCGUACUAAUUAUCGUAUCGGCGGGAGAUGCGCAGCUGUCCGAGGAUUUUUACGCGUCCACUUGUCCUAAUGUUGAGGAUAUUGUCCGCCAGGCAAUCGUCACAAAAUUGAGCGAGACCUUCAUUACCAUCCCCGCUGUUGUUCGACUCUUCUUCCACGAUUGCAUGGUCGAGGGAUGCGACGCCUCGGUUCUUAUCUUUUCACCGAACAAUGAUGCAGAACGAGAUGCACCCGACAAUAUAUCCUUAGCCGGAGACGGGUUCGAUGCAAUCAUCCGGGCCAAGCAAGCCGUCGAGGCCCAAUGCCCCGGCGUAGUCUCAUGUGCCGACGUUUUAGCCAUAGCAGCUAGAGAUGUCGUAGUUCUGUCGGGAGGUCCGGGCUACCCCGUCGAGAAGGGAAGGCGCGACGGAAAAAUUUCCCUAGCUUCGCGAGUCGAAGGCCGGCUACCCGAGCCGUCGUUCGACUUAGUUCAACUCAACACGAUUUUUGCGAGGAACAACCUAACGCAAACCGACAUGAUCGCGUUGUCGGGAUGCCACACGGUCGGAUUCUCCCAUUGCAACCGUUUCGCCGAUCGAAUUUAUUCAUUCUCGCCGUCCAACCCCGUCGACCCGUCCCUCGACCCGGACUACGCCCAGCAGCUGAUGCAAAUGUGCCCUCGGGACGUCGACCCGACCAUUGCCAUCAACAUGGAUCCCUCGACUCCGCAAACGUUCGACAACGUCUAUUAUCAGAAUCUCGCCAGCGGGAGGGGAUUGUUCACUUCCGACCAAAUUCUGUUCAACGAUCCUCGAUCGCAGCCUACGGUUUUGGAUUUUGCUCAAAAUCCCGGGGACUUUAACGGGGCUUUUAUUACGGCGAUGAUUAAGCUCGGCCGUGUUGGAGUCAAAACGGGAAAAAAUGGUGAAAUUAGGCGGGAUUGUUCUUUUUUUAAUUCGUAAAUAUGUUCGUUAGAAAGUUUACGCGACUGAAAACAUAUCCAAAAUGGACGCGAAUAAAACAAUUGUACUAAAGUGAAUGUGUUUUUAACAUAAGUGUCGGAAUAAUUUUGGAAAGUUAUACUUUAUUUGUUUUGGCUUUUUGUAAAUGUUCUAUUCAUGCACUUUGUUUUUGGAAAGUUAGAUUAAAUUAUCGACUAAGAGAAGAAUUUGUACAACUAAA